This is a messenger RNA of Zasmidium cellare ATCC 36951, 1239 nucleotides long. RefSeq lists its product as uncharacterized. Gene Ontology annotation, cellular component: mitochondrion. Bases 1 to 1239 code for a protein of 412 amino acids. The record is from RefSeq and is a predicted model, not a curated record. Lineage: Eukaryota; Fungi; Ascomycota; Dothideomycetes; Mycosphaerellales; Mycosphaerellaceae. Gene Ontology annotation, biological process: biotin biosynthetic process. The transcript has 2 exons. Gene Ontology annotation, molecular function: biotin synthase activity; 2 iron, 2 sulfur cluster binding.
AUGUCGCUGACCAUUCUGUCCAGACGGGCGACCGCUCGCUCGCUGCAGGCUUCAGCCUCGUCCUGCACUCGCUCGUUUUCAACACCCGUGAACGACACAUUCUCCCCAAUCUCAACUACCCCUCCUCCGGCACCAGAAGCCCAAGGUGCGCUAUGGCAGGCCGUCAAUGCGAGGACUCCUCGCUACGACUGGACCAAGGAUGAGAUUCGCGAGAUAUACAACACUCCUCUCAUGGAGCUGGCCUUCCAAUCGGGCACCCUCCACCGUCGUUUCCAUUCCCCGUCAGCAGUACAAAUGUGUACAUUGAUGAAUAUCAAGACGGGCGGUUGCAGCGAGGACUGCUCGUACUGUGCCCAAUCAUCCCGUUACAACACUGGUUUAAAAGCCACGAAAAUGUCCUCGGUCGACUCGGUUCUCGAGGCUGCACGGAUAGCAAAGAGCAACGGAAGUACGCGAUUCUGCAUGGGUGCUGCAUGGCGAGAUAUGCGGGGUCGCAAAACAAGUCUGAAGAAUGUCAAGGCCAUGGUUGAGGGCAUUCGUUCAAUGGACAUGGAGGUCUGUGUCACUCUCGGCAUGAUCGACCAGAACCAGGCCGAGGAGCUGAAAUCUGCGGGCCUUACGGCGUACAACCACAAUGUCGACACUUCAAGAGAGCACUAUCCCUCUGUCAUCACAACGCGAAGCUACGACGAACGACUACAGACCCUAUCGCAUGUCCGAGACGCCGGCAUCAAUGUGUGCUCUGGAGGUAUUCUCGGCCUAGGCGAGAAGCCAGAGGACCAUGUUGGACUCAUUUAUACCGUUUCUACCCUGCCUGCGCAUCCAGAGUCUUUCCCCGUGAAUGCCCUGGUUCCUAUCAAGGGCACGCCACUUGGAGACAGCCCCAACCGAAAGCGCAUCUCAUUCGACGCCAUUCUUCGGACUAUUGCAACCGCAAGACUGGUCAUGCCUGCUACCAUUAUUCGCAUUGCUGCAGGGCGCACCACCAUGAGUGAGGCUGAGCAGAUUCUCUGCUUCUCUGCUGGUGCCAAUGCAGUCUUCACUGGCGAGAAGAUGCUGACGACCGAAUGCAAUGGUUGGGAUGAGGAUAAAGCUAUGUUUGAUCGCUAUGGCCUGGUGCCGAUGAAGAGCUUCGAGCGUGGAGGGUAUAGAGAGACCAGCUGGGCAGCGGUGAAAGCCGAUGCCUCUGCAACGGCAUCCAACGCGAGUCCAUCGACGGAGGCGUCAGCCAUUGCGUAG